GUAAAACGUCAGCCAUUUUCAUUGCCUCAUAGUCGUACGAUCGGGUAAAAAUGGAUUUACGUGUUUUUGAUGAUAUGAAUUUUUAUAUUACACCGGAUAGGUUCUUCAUCCAGCCUACCGAAUCGGAGCAAUUCGUUAUCAUCGAACGUACUAAUGGAACAGUAUCGUUACACACCUCAGAAAGUAAGGAACAGUUACCGAUCCACGGUUACGAGCUGCGGAAAAUAUGUGGGGUGCUGGGAAUGGUUCGGUUGAUCAGCGGUUUCUAUCUGGUCGUGGUAACGCAUCGGAUUUUCAUCGGUCUUAUCAACAACGAGCCAAUCUGGCAGAUGGCUGGUUUCGAUCUGAUACCACUCACACAAACGCUUACCCAUCUGAGUGAGGCGCAGAAGGAACAGAAUGAUAUUUAUCUAGCUAUGAUGCGCCAGGUGCUAGAUACGCCCUUCUUCUAUUUUUCUUACGGCUAUGAUCUUACUAAUACGAUGCAAAGGAUUGGCAGCAGUGCCGGUGGCGGUGAAACUGGGGGCCUCUACAUGAAGAGUGACAAGCGUUUCGUUUGGAACAUUGGACUGCUGGACCGUUUCGCCCAUCUGCACCGAUAUGUUCUUCCUAUCAUCCACGGAUUCGUCUCUAUUAACGAUGUGACAAUAAACGGACAUUCGCUCAGCUGGAUAUUGAUUUCACGGCGCUCGGUACAAUAUGCAGGCACGCGGUUGUUUUGCCGUGGUAUCAACAGCGAUGGUCAGGUGGCUAACUACGUUGAGACGGAACAGAUCCUAAUCACCGGACAAGAUCGCGUUUCGUACGUGCAGACACGAGGCAGCAUUCCGCUCUUCUGGCAACAAAACCCAACGUUGCAAUACAAACCUCGGCCGCAAUUGCUAACCGGACGAGACCACCUAAUCGCCUGUUCGCGUCACUUUGACGAGCAGUGCAAACGGUACGGUGCGCAAGGUUUAAUCAAUCUAAUUGAUCACAAAGGUGCUGAGGAGGUGCUAGAGAAGGCUUACGAUGCGACGAUUUCAGCACUCGCCAACCCAUUGGUAAACUACGUAUCGUUCGACUUCCAUACGGAGUGCAAGAAGAUGCGUUACGAUCGGUUGAGUCUGUUAAUGUCGCGGAUUGCUAGCCAGCAGGACAACUUUGGCGUUUACCACACAAGCAACACCGGACACGUGUACUCCGUCCAGAAAGGUGUGUUCCGUACGAACUGCAUCGACUGUUUGGACCGAACGAAUGUCGUACAGAGCUUAAUUGCAAAGCGUAGCCUUGAGCAAUCGUUGGAAAGAAUGGGCAUUUUCAAGCUAGGCGAGAAACACAUCGAUCCAACUUCCCAGUUUGAAGCCAUCUUCAAAGCGGUUUGGGCAGAUAACGCGGACCUCAUUUCGCUGCAGUAUUCCGGUACCGGUGCGCUGAAGACAGAUUUUACCCGAACAGGGAAGCGUACAUUUAAAGGAUUGCUUCGCGAUGGUUUGAACUCCCUGACGCGCUAUGUAAAGAACAACUUUUACGACGGCUACCGUCAGGACAGUAUCGAGCUGCUUCUAGGGUCGUAUCGAGUGAAUGAAGGUGAAGGUUUAGAUUUUCCCUCUCCAGUGACUGCCUUCGAUCGUACCGUUGACAUGAGGAAACGAAUGAUGGCGUCAAUAGUGUUGUUCGAGAUAGCGGUGUUCUUUGUCGUUCUGCUAUAUCCGACAGCGUAUAACUUCAAAACAGGUGUUAUAUUGUUUGGCUGGGGUAUUGCCUGUCUAGUAACGAAACGAUUCUUCGAAAAGCAUCGUAUCGAUUUUGUGGACUGGCCGAAACUGCUUUCAAAAAAGUAACUAGCCGGCGGGGGUCCCCACCUGUCCGGGGCGAGCUGUACGACGUGAAUACGUACUACACGAUCGUUUGAAACGACGCGCCAACAGCUUGAAUAGCACCUGGGAUAGGGGAUAUGGGGGCAACGAAUGACCGGCCAAAUAUUUCGUACUUUUGUCGCAUAUGUUGGGUAUGUUGGAUGGAAGUCGCACGUUGUAGAAGUUUUUUUUAUGUUUAAACACAUUUUAGCUUUAUUGUUAUUGCAACACUUUUUGGACUAGAUAAAACAUUAUUUGCAAAUAAAUUACCCGAUUUGCUGCCGUUGAUCAAGCAACUGUUAGAUCAUAUCGCCACACAUCAACAAUUACAACAGGAAGAAAGAUAAUACCUAGCGGUGGUGAUGGUUUCGUUCGGUAGAGUGCUUGAUGCUUUCAACCACUAUACGUCUUUAGUGUUCCUUUAGGAGCUGGGCUUUAGGGUCCUUCAUCUAUCUCCAUCACACAUCAGGCUCAAUAAUAAAACUACAACACUUCCUGUAGUCGUACCUUGCAUAUAUAGGAUAAAAGAAUUUUCUUCUUAAACAAAUUAAUGAAAAAUUGCAACGUAUCGAGGUUAAACAUUCGUAAUACAUCAUAAUACACAAUAGUUAUCGAAAUAGCAGGUGAAUCGCAGAUGUUCUAAUCAUUCCUUGCGUUUUAAAUGCGAUAGUGAGAAUUAUCAAGAGAUAAAAUAGUUGCAUAAUCUAAUUUUCUUAAAGAUUGUUUUAUUCAAACAUUCAUGUUACAGACAAAGUUAAUGCAUAUUAUUUAACAUCUUUCUAAGGUAAACUACAAUCAAUUUUAGUGCCGAAUACAUAACAUCUGCUGCUUAGCGAUUGGUCUAGCGUACUUGCAUUGUUUUUGUUGCAACUUUGUUUAAAACAAAUUAAUUUUAUUUUGUUCACUCAAUCUUUUAAAACUUUGGUGAAAUCUACGCUUCGUAAUAUAGGUACUAUCAGGAGGGUACAUUUGGAAUUGAUAAUAAAAUCUUCCC
This is a messenger RNA of Anopheles moucheti, 2832 nucleotides long. It is a transcript of the gene Sac1, whose product is annotated as phosphatidylinositol-3-phosphatase SAC1. The transcript has 6 exons. Gene Ontology annotation, molecular function: phosphatidylinositol-4-phosphate phosphatase activity. The coding region runs from base 51 to 1823 and encodes 590 amino acids. The record is from RefSeq and is a predicted model, not a curated record. Lineage: Eukaryota; Metazoa; Arthropoda; Insecta; Diptera; Culicidae. Gene Ontology annotation, biological process: phosphatidylinositol dephosphorylation. Gene Ontology annotation, cellular component: endoplasmic reticulum.